ACAGUGGCUUCAAAUGACAGUAAGUCCUUAUGUCACAGGGCACUCCCCAAAAACAGCCGCUGUUCCACGGCUAUUCCGUGCUUUCCACCUUCUUCGCAUUUACAGUUAAAGUCGAGCCACAGAGUUGCGAUGCCAAAACAACCAGCGGCGCCCUUUGGCGCAGUUGCGGCCCACUACUCCGCCCUGCUUCAGCCCCCAAAAGACGAAUUUCACUGAAAAACAAUUGAAAAAGAAAGAAGAAGAACAGACCCUGGACUGGGGGUGGGGAUGGAACAGCUGUUCGUCUGGCAACGGUAUUUGGGCACUGGCUUCAGGAUUCUGGCGUCUGGUGCGCGUGCCGUGGGGAAUGGGGCCUGCUCCACCUCUGCCUGUACCGGCCCCGCGACCCCCAGCGUGCUGCCUCCUUCCUGCUGUUCUCGCGCCAGGAGCACAUUGGGCCGCAUCUCGACCGAGCACAGCGAGGGGAACGGAACCACGACGACGAGCGGAUACCCUUCAAGGAUGUGGGCGAUGCGCACGCCCUAAACGUGUCGGUGGCGGAGCGGUGCAUCUACUGACCAGCAACAUCUACUGGUCCGAUACGAGGCGUCUGCUCUUCUCGACAGAUGUCGGCAGCCAUGAGACCAUCAUUCGGGCCCGAGUCGAUGGCAAUGAGGUUGUAGAGCUGGAAGGAGUCACGGCGCUGGCCCUGGACCAACAGUACGAAGAAGUUAUAGACACCAAUGGAAAGAACAAGUGAACAACAUUGCCGCCUAGGGGGAUUUGUGUACUGGCUGGACGACAAAGACCGGACUGGAGAGGAUCACUGUCAACAGAGAGGGUCGUUCCGUGAUAUUCUUCUCGCACGGAAGCACGCAGUCAAGCACUCCCUUUUAAAGACCUUAAAUAUGCAAUAGAGAACCUGCCGGAUAUUGCAUUUGAGGUUCAACGCGACCAAGCUGCGGAUGAAGAUGGAGCGAAAAGACUCUGGACGAGUGUGCCAGGUUACCACUACCACAAUGCCUUCUACAAGGACAAAUGUGUAGUUGGCGUGUAUUAACAUAUAAAGAAAUGAAUUAAGUGGAAAUUGUUUUGGCUUAAACCUUAUUUUAGACACAAUCAAGAUCAGUAGUACAUCAUCCCCUCGACU
Molecule: messenger RNA, 1129 nt
Organism: Drosophila miranda
Lineage: Eukaryota; Metazoa; Arthropoda; Insecta; Diptera; Drosophilidae
Exons: 2
Coding region: 347-739 (130 amino acids)
Source: RefSeq, a predicted model, not a curated record